This is a messenger RNA of Saccoglossus kowalevskii, 1128 nucleotides long. RefSeq names its product transmembrane protein 223-like. NCBI's taxonomy places the organism in Eukaryota, Metazoa, Hemichordata, Enteropneusta, Harrimaniidae. Gene Ontology annotation, cellular component: mitochondrion. The record is from RefSeq and is a predicted model, not a curated record. Gene Ontology annotation, biological process: nervous system development.
GUAAAUUUAAUGGCGGUCGCCGUUCCGAUAUUGUCGUCUGAAAUACUCAGUACAACCAUGCUUUGCUAGAACAUUGUACUGAUAUCGGUUGGUGGACAGACAUUCAGACAUCGCAUGUGUACUCAUACACGAAUAGUUUAAACUACAGUAGCGUGACACUCGUAACUAUCGAUCACACGUGUGCUGAAAGGAACCUAGUAGUAACUACUAGUAACAUUUUGACUGUCGAUUUUCUUUGCGAUGUAUCUAAUUACAUCUUUUGCGAGGAAGGCUGCUAGAAGCUGUUUAACUCUCCACUUAACGAAUGGCUGCAGCACGACAUCAGUCUCGAGCAGGAGAAGCCUCACCACUACCUUGGCAAUGACUUCCACAACAACAAGAACAUUGAGGACAGCAUUUCAGCACAUGUGUACAAGAAACGCCCACAGGCAGUCCGUUUUUCUGAAACGCAUGAACUUAAGACAUUAUUACGGUCGUCAUAACAUGGAACAAGGUCUACCAGAUACGAAUAUUGUUAAAGAUAUAUUGUUGUAUGAAAACAAGAAUUUCGUGUUUUAUCGUGUCAUCGGCAUUACCGCAGUUAUACAAUAUAUACUUUGUCUGUACGCUGCACAUGUUGUGUACAAUGGGAUGAGGGAUACGCGAUAUGCUGAAAUGUCUAUUUAUGGUGAUAAACGACCGCCACCAGAGAAGAGGAAAAAAAUAAGUUAUUUUGGUUUCAAUAUUGAAUUGGGUUCUUCUACAUGGAAAAAUUGCCUAACAGUUGGAUGCGCUGGAUUCGGUGGUCUUAUCAUGGCUGCGAUAUGGAUGUAUUCUAGGCGAAGCGUGCACCAACUGGUUCUCAGAAGGGGAGGUCAGAAUUGUACAGUGGUGCCGUUUGGUUUCUUUGGCAGGCCGUUUCACUUCACAGUACCUGUGAAAAGCAUGUCGUGUCGGCAGACUAGAGAUCAAGUAGAUACUCAUCUACCAAUCAAAAUCAAAAGAUAUAGCUUGUUUUUCCUGCUAGAUAAAAAAGGCAAAUUUUAUAAUGCCAAAUUAUUUGAUUUCACUGUUGGUAUGAGAAGGGUGGUUUAAAACUGAGAAAUGUAAACUUUUUUAAAGUAAAAUAAAAGUUGAAGCAUAAAUACA